ACCACCACCACCACCCAAAAGAAGAAAAAAGAAAAAAAAAGAACCAAUAUCCAACCAAAAUCGCAAACAUGGGAAGAAAACCUCCAGGGACUACCAGAAAAUCUAGGAUCCCCAAGCACAUCACUAAGAUUUGCAUGACCUCCGAUAAGUACUAUGAGCUUAAGGUUUAUAUCAAGUCUGUCGUUGUCCCCGGCACCCCGGCUUUCGAAUUUAGGCGUCUGGGCCACGGGGCGAAUAAGAAAGCAUACCACCUCUGGCUCCAUAAGACUCUUGAGGAGGUUGGGCCUAGGUUUUUUCCGAGCGGCGUGAGGGGCCUGGUCUGGCCCGAAGAUUACCAUAAGUAUGCUUUUUUUUUCCGGUUUUAUUUUCUUUUGCUCUACCCAGCAAUUUUCUGGAGGACAUUAUAAUGGGCUAACGGUGGAACAAUAUAUAGAAUUUACAAGGCUGUUCAUCAGGUUGUGCGUGUCUUGAGUAUUGGGAUUAGGAAGAAGUAUUACAGGAAGAACCUGAGACCCGCCCAGGGGGGUAGUAGCGAUGAUGAGAUUGAGAUGGCACAAGAUGAGGAGGCGCAUGAAAGGGAGACUAGUGAUGAUACUGAUACUGAGGAAGAUGUUAUGGCGCUCGAUGAGGAUGAGAGAUAUGCUCAAUGGGAGCAAGAAGAAGAGAAGAUGAGGGUGAUUCUGGCAGCUGCGGAUCGGGAGAAUCAGGACGAUGAUACGGUGGAAGAGGGCAUGGACGCGGAGCCUAUCGAGCUUGAAGACCUGCUUGGUUUGAUGAAGGUAUGAUGACCCUGAGUACUCUCGGCUUAGUUUCCGAUAUUUUUAGAAUCUAACAACUAUCCGCUAUAGCCUGAGGUGUUUGCCAAUUUCCCGAAUGUGGAUGAUGAGUAUUUCGAUUGGGAUGAAAUCUUGGACCCUAGCAGCCCAGAACCGGUGAGUUAUCUGGCCCACUUAGACCAUUCCUAUCUAUCACUGCAGAAUUUUGAGGCUAAAUAUUUGCGUCUAGAUUGCCCGCCUACUCUUGCUUCUUUCUUAACUUAACAUCGGUGCUGUUGUGCGUUUAUUCGACACUUUAUGUGGCGCUUGUUUUAGCGGGACAUGAGUAGAUUGGGGUAUGGAGCAAUGCUUGUUUGAUUGUUCCAGACCACGGAAGCUCAAUAACAAAAAGCAAAUGAACUGUCUCUGUAUUUCUAGUUGAAUCCAAUUCGAUUUUGUAUUUUGUU
Molecule: messenger RNA, 1222 nt
Organism: Tuber aestivum (summer truffle)
Lineage: Eukaryota; Fungi; Ascomycota; Pezizomycetes; Pezizales; Tuberaceae
Source: the annotation of a GenBank genome assembly